UCCUUCGCGCCGUGUCCUGAGUCCUUGUUGUGAUUCUCAAAAACGCGUUUAACCCUCGUGCUUUUUGCACGUUCACCAAUUCCCAUAUGUCAAAGUAUCAACAACAAAUUUCCACGUGCAUUGUUUUAUAAUUCAAACUUGUUUUCCUCUUUUUUUCAAAACCAAAAAAGAAAAAAAAAUUUUAAAUCAAAAACAACAUUAAUUUUCCAAAGAAAAAAAAAUUUUUGUUUUUUUUCUCUCAUCUUUAAAUUGCGAAUCCUCGUGCAUGUCACCACCGUAAAUUUCAUCAUUCCCGGAAGUGCCUGAAAGGCGCCUCGACUUUCCGUGAUAUCAAGUGCCAUCAAAUUCAGAAAAGAUCGAAUCUGAAUAGAGCGGUUGGAAUCCACGAGAAAAAUCUCGUGGAAACGAGUGAUCGAGUUGGCAUAACACGUGCAUGCCAUUCACGAGGAUGAGUUUCAAAACUGCAUUUCUCUUAUGUGUUGUGCUUACCCUGGUUCCGGUUCACGGCGGAAAAAAGGUAUCAGAUGAAGAAGAAAGUCCGAAGCUACCAGAAUUCCUCUCGGAAUUGGAUUUGGCUAGCAUAGAAGCUUCGGAAGAAGACAUUAAAGACUUAAAAAAAGUUGUAAAAAGGCUUGCCCCCGAAAAGAAUGGCGAGUACCAAAUAUACCAAGUUUUUUUCGGAAACGAGGAUCUUCUAAAGGAAUGGCUGAAGGGAGCGGGGGUUACGGGUCAACCUGGGGUCGACUUUCCAGUCCUGACAACAAUUCCUACAACGUCUUUCACCUGUCGCGGAGUCAAAGGUGGAUAUUACGCUGAUUUGGAAACUAACUGCCAAGUAUUCCACAUUUGCGACAAUGGACGCAAGAUAUCAUUUUUGUGUCCAAACGGUACAAUAUUCCAGCAAUCGCAAUUAAUUUGCGACUGGUGGUUUAAAGUCGACUGCAGCAGAUCAACGGAACUCUAUGAGCAGAGUGCCGAACUCUUGGCCGAAGAAGAACGAAAGAGGAAUGACGCGAAGAAAAUAAGUUCCGAAUAUCAUCGCACAUCAGAGGAGGAAAAUGGACAAAACAAUUUCCAAUACGUGGACUACGAUGGACGGCAAAACGGUCGAUCGAAUCCAUUCAGUCAAACAGCAAAUCAAAAUCAAAUUCAAGACAAUCAAAAUAACAAGAAUCAACCCUACAGACAGAAUCUCGACUACAAUAAAGGCUCAAGUCGGCAAAAUCAAUUUGCCCAGGACUAUAAACCAAAAGACCUACAAGAUUUAAGUGAGGGAAAUACAAAUUUCAAUCAACAAAAACAAUCGACAGUUUUUCCAAAUAAUCAUCAGUCACGACACAGACAACAAAAUCAGUUAACAGAUGAUCGAAAGGAAAAAUCGAAACAAUAUAAUGACUACGAUAAUCGUGGCGGGAGAAAAUAUCAACUCUCCGAUCAAGGUCAAGGUAAAACAGAGAAACAAGUUUCUAGAAACUCGAAAUCUAAAUCAUUCACCGACACUAAUUACAAUGGAAUAACCCAAAAAGCAACUCCUUCCUAUACGGAAACUACAACCUUCAGAACAACUUCUCCGAAUCCCAUCAGAGAAUAUCAACAAAUGGCCGAGAGUGCAGCAUUUGUCAACAAUCGUGGAAAUCGAUUUAACAAAGUUUACAGUACAAGUCAGUACAAUAACUAUCAGAAUAAUCGUGCAACAUCUUCGGAUACACAAAAAUCUACAACUCCAAACGAGAAUAAUUCUCCAACAACUACAAAGCCAAAAGUUGGUAGUAUACCUCCAUUCCCGGGACCCACAUUCACACCCAUCUUCAAACCGCGACUAACUUCCUCUGAUAAACGAGGACCAACAACAACACCUCGAUCUCAAACCACAACUGACGGUUUUGCUUAUAAUAACAAAAAUGCUCAGAACUACAAACAAAUUGCAAAUGAUGAUCGAUACAGAACUUCAACUCAAAAAACAUACGUCAACACUGAUUACUACAAACAGAAUCCAACAACAGUUGUUCCAACCACAAUUUACGAUUCUACAUAUUCUAAUUAUUAUGAUAAUCCUACUACCGGCAAUUAUCAGGAGGAAUUCACUACUUUGAGACCAGUUGAAAAUUAUCGUCAAAAUUCAGCUACUGCAACUGGUACUUACCAGAAUUCCGCAACUGGUACUUAUCAAACCUCCGGAACCGGUACUCAUCAAAACUCCGGAACUGGUACUUAUCAAAAUUCCGCAACUGGUACUUAUCAAAAUAAUUACAAAUCCGAAGCGUAUCAAAAUUCUCCAACCGGAACUAAUCAGGCCACUGAAGCAUACCGUCAAAAUUCCUCGGGAAUCACUUACGUUGACAAUACAGUGACACCUUCAGCAACUGUAUUAAAUAAGCAACCGCAAGGUUUCGAGAUCUCUAAAAAUUACCAAAAUGGAGAACGAAAUGACAUUCAGUAUUCAACAAAGAAUCCAUCGAGAUCAUCGCAAAUUUAUCAGCUCAAUUCUAUCGUGAAUGCAGCGACGGAAAAAUCGUUUAAUGAAAAUUCCGUAACUAAUAAACCGGAUUUGAGUUUAUCGAAUCGUCAAGGUAAGGCCUCAACGUCUCGGCCUUAUGUACCAUUUACAAAGAAUUAUGCUUACACGACUGUCGCAAGUGCAACAACUCAAAAACCAACUAUUUAUACUGCAACAGUUCCACCUAAUAAUCGUGGUAGUUUUAACGAUCUUGUUCCCAAUUCUAAAUCCAAUUCGGCUUCAUUCUCGCCGAGCAGAUCAGGAACCGGAGCCACUUAUUUACCGAAACAAACAACGUCUGUUACGAGUAAACCCAUUUUGGAUGAUAGACCGAAAAAUGAGAAAGAACAUGUUCUUAACAUGAUACAAUCACUGCAAGGUUUGGAGGGAACCAAUUCUGAUAUUCCUAACGGAAACCGAAGUGGAUUGAAUAUUCCGAGUUCUUCCGGACCUUCAACUUUACAUUCCCUUGCUUUGUACUUUGCCACAGCGGCUGAUAAUUCAGGAUUGGCUAAUAUCACCGAAUCUUCUCAAAAUCUUGAAUACAAAACCGAAGUUGCAACGAAAAAUGGAAAUAAAUCGGUAGAACUGCCUACUAGUAUUCUAACUCAACAUACCAUUAAUUCCUACAUUGAUUUAUUCAAUCUUAACAACGCUUUAGAAAAUAAUACCGCCAUUCUACUAGAAGACACAAGUGGUGAACUAAAUUCGAGCAACGAUUUUGAAGAUGAUCUUGAUAUUCAACAAAGUGAAGGUCCUUUGAACGCUGCCAAGAAGUCAAACAGCACCAAACUUCGAGAGUUGGCACAAGUCUUUACUCACGCCUUAUCGGCUUAUCUUCAAGAUCCCGAGACAUUCAAGAAAGUUCUCACGGAAAUAAGACCCACAGAACCUUCAUUAUCAACUGAGGAUGAAAAUGCCGAGAAUACAUUAUCACCCACAACCACCGAGGAAUAUCCAUCAGUCACUAAAGAAAAGGACGAGGUUCUCGAUUUCUCCGACGACAGUAACACUGCCAGAAGAAGAAGACCGACAACACCUUAUCCAAAUCAACCAACAAAUUAUAUUGCUGAAAGUAAUCAAGAAGGAUCCACCGAUUACUACACAACAUCCGUGACUUCUUCAAAUUCACAGUAUUCAACCACUCAACUACCAGACGUCAAUAAUCGAGCCGGAAAUGACAAUUUUGCCUAUCAAGUAAACAGUGUUUUGCAAGAAAAUAGAAACUCCAUAAUUCCCAGCAAUUCAUUGAACGAUUACGAAAAUUACUUUCCAGAAACAAACAAAGCUAGUUAUCAAAACAAUACCCGAGAACCUUAUGGAAAAAAUUUAAAACCAUUCGACGCAAUUCCAAUCACAAACUACGUUCCCACAACAACGCCUUCUUCAUUCUUUCAAACUGAGGAGCAACGAGGAUUCUAUGAUCAAAAUCGUCCUGAACAAGAACUAACACCGCCCGCGCUCCCCACUUCCCAGAGUCCAUACCAAAAUAAAAAUUCAAACUACAGAACAGAAAAUCAAAGGGAAAAUUCAAUCCCCUCGACUACUGAACCAUUCAGAAUUCGCUACUACGACACACCGAAUUUAAAAAAUCACGAGACUUUGGUAACAGCAACGAAUGUGCACUCCAGUUAUAGAAACGAACUAGACAAUAGACUACGAGCAACUGGAAGAUCAAAUAGUGUUUUCAACACAAAGGAUACAAGGCCUUAUACAACAACGACCUCACCAGUUGAGACACCCAACGAUCACUGGACCUCAUCACCGGAAGUAACUCGCUUAUGGGAAACAACAGUAUUCCUCGAUCCUCAGCGAAUUAAUCACGACUUGAUACACGAUCAAUUAUCGACUUCCGGUCCAAGAUUAGCCGAUCCCACACAAUUCAAUACAAACCCAAGUCAAGAACUUCUCGCAACGGAUGCAUCAAACAGUGUCACCCCUCAAAACUUCAUCACUGAUUCAUCAACCCCAUGGCAAUGGUCACCAAACGACAACGAUUCCCCAACAACAUUCACCUUACUACCAUCAGCCUAUUCAACCGAAAAUACAGCAACACCAAAUCCAAUCUACACAACCAUCACCAGUGUAACGUCAUCAGUAACCUCCACCAAUCCAGGCACACAAGAAACACACAUUCCCAACUCCAGAAUCAGUGAUUCAGUGAUUAACAUUACCGAGAAUGAAAUCGAAAAGGCGCAGGAAAUGUUCGGUAAACUAAACUCCUCAAGUUCAAAUACCCUAAUGAAAGUAAUGAAACAAGCUGAUAAUAAUGCAACCGUAAGACAACUUGUUUUAUUACUAAUCAGUCAUUGUAAUGGACCAAUGAAUAAAACAAUGGAAGAGGAGAAGGAACAUUUAUUGAAUGCACUGUUAAAAUUACCAGUCAAUGAAUUUACAUCGGAGGAAUCGCGUGAAAUUAUUGCCGGUAUUGGCAGAUUAAAUUUACCACUUGGAAAUAAUGAUGAUAAUUUAAAAUCAGAUAAAUCGAGAGUUAUUCAAACUUUUAUUGCCGUCACGGAACCAUCGAUAACAACAUUUAGAAAUCGACAGGGGAGAAAAUUUAAAUCAACAACACCUGUUCCUGAUACGGAAUAUCAUUCGUCAUCGAAUCCAGCGAUUGCUGAGUCUAGAAGUGCUUUAGUUGAAGAUGAGACAUCGCUUUCGGACAGUAGAGCACUAGAAUUACUCAGAUCGCUGUACAGUAUAGCUGCUAAAUGGGGUUGAAAGAUCAAUUACUGAUUUGGUCUUUGACCAGUGUCUGCCAUAACUUUGGAUUUUGUUCCUCAGGACUGAUGACAGUUUAUGUACUUGAUUCGGAAAAGAAUUAAUUAAAUGAUUUACUGCGUAAACAAUUGUGAAUAGAUUAAUCGCUAAAUUACACUGCGACAAAUGAAAAAUAACUCAAAGAAAUAACCAAUCGCCGAUAAUUGAUUAAUUAUGUUUGAUAUUUAUUUAUUUGAUCAAAAUAUUCUCAAAUCAAAAUUAGCGAUAAUUUGAUAACUUAUUAGAUUUUUUUAUUUUAUUCAAGAAAUAUAAAAUACUCAUUAACCCAAAUAAACUUUCCUCGAACCAAAGAAGCUUUUUUAACAAAUAAAAACGGAUAAUAAAAUUUCGAAUCGAAGAUUGAUUUAAGAUUUAUGAAAUUCUGUCAAGAUAUACGACAAUGACAACUAAAUGUUUAAUAUUUAUGCAAACCAAACUUUUUGUACUUGCUCCAACGAAAUUUUGUUUUACGUUAAAUAUAUUUUAACUAACUUAGUAACUACUUUACCUAAAGUAAAAAAUUGGCUAAUAUUUUUAGAUUUUAUUGACAAAAUUUGGUAAAACAAAUUUAUUCUCAUUACACCAAAAAAUUUGGUUUACACAAAAAUCAAACAAACAUUUUUCUGUCAAACUAUUCUUCAUUAGUGUAAAAUUUAUAUUUUUUCUAGAAGUAAGAAAAACAUUUGUAAUUUUAUAAAAAUAUUUUUUGAAAUAGUGACCGAAAGAUAUAUAGAAUCUAAUGGAAUUAAAUUACAAAUUAUAAUUAGAUAAAAUUAAUUAUAAAAAGUAAUAUAAAAAUAUAAAGAAUUCCAAAGUUUUUCUAAUUUAGGUUUUAGCGAUUAGUCAUUAAAAGAAAAAUUAACAAAACUUAGAAAUAUUACUAAAAAGAACUUUCAUUUAUUAUUAUAUUCUUUUCCUGAAUCAAAUGUGCGUCACGCAGACACUAUGUACGACUUUUGCGCCUUAAUUCUAUAAGAAUCAAAUGCUGGCCAGAAAAUAAAAAACGUUUAAUAUUGUUAAGAAAUAAAUAAAUAAAUCUUCGACGUCAGAUUCUAAAAUGAGAAUCAAACUGUCUGUACCAUAAUGUGCUAAGUACACUUGAACGCAAGAAAAUCGUCAUAAUAUUUAUAAAUGUAUAUGUAUGUUGAUUCGUUAGUACUUCAAAAAAAAAAAAAUAAUUAUUAAGUUUUAAUGGAUGGGACCCGGUUUUUGGUGGGAUUCAAAAUUUCUCUAGUGUGUUAAUGAGCGAUUGUUAUUACCUCUUUUAUAAUAAAUAAGACAGGUGCGUUACCACAGAAAUAGUAUUCUUUAGGUUCAAUUGUAAACAAUUUUAAUACCUGUUUUAGUUAUUUUUUUUCAACACGUGUAUAAGAUGGCUUUUCAAAAUUGUUUAAUUACUUUAUUUUUAUAAAAAAAGAGUUUUUAAUUUUAAAAAAAAAUUUAAUUUUAAAUUUAAAUAAAAAGGAAAUCUUUUAUAUUUAAAUUUUACUAAUUAUUUAAGACAAUAAAGCAAAAAAUUCUAUUUAGUUUUAUCGCUUCUUUAAUGAUCAGUUUAAUUAUAAAAAUUAAUAAUGCAUACGAUUAUACGAAUUAACAUAAUACAGUCAUUCGAAUGUCAUCCCCAGAAAAAUAAAAUAUAAUGAAAGCAAUAAACUUUAUUUUAAGAUUUUCGUCUACCUAUAUUGUUCUCUUUAAUAAAAUAUACAGCGUCCAUAAUUAAAAAUUGUUAAAAACAUCUGUUUUCAUCUGGUAUUUCAGUAUAGACUCAACAGUUUAGUUUAAAGUAAAAAAAAACCGAGUACAGUGUUUUUUUCUUCAAAAUAUUUAUAGAAAUAAAUUUUAAUAUCUAUACCGAAAAAAGAAAGAAUAAGUUUAAAUUAGAAAAAGUCAUCUGCGAAUAAACACGUUAGCAUUUUGGAAUUGAAUGAAUGUGAUAGGAAAUAGUUAUAAACAGAUUUUAUGUAAAAUAUCUUUGUACAGAAUGUGAAUAAAUAAAUAA
This is a messenger RNA of Leptopilina heterotoma, 7259 nucleotides long. RefSeq lists its product as uncharacterized. The coding region runs from base 434 to 5221 and encodes 1595 amino acids. NCBI's taxonomy places the organism in Eukaryota, Metazoa, Arthropoda, Insecta, Hymenoptera, Figitidae. The transcript has 8 exons. The record is from RefSeq and is a predicted model, not a curated record. Gene Ontology annotation, molecular function: chitin binding. Gene Ontology annotation, cellular component: extracellular region.